Megachile rotundata (alfalfa leafcutting bee) is the source of this 2587-nucleotide messenger RNA. RefSeq names its product forkhead box protein D3-like. NCBI's taxonomy places the organism in Eukaryota, Metazoa, Arthropoda, Insecta, Hymenoptera, Megachilidae. The record is from RefSeq and is a predicted model, not a curated record.
AGGGACGAUAGAUUCGACCUUGAAGAGAAGAUUAAACACGUUGCCGGCGGCAACCGCAGCAAGAAAAGCUACUCGAUGAUGUCGUCGAGCGGGCAACAGAAGAGUUCGACGGGUCAGCCGUCGUCUUACAACAACGACAAGAUGUCCUCGUCCCUGAUCAAACCGCCGUACUCGUACAUCGCCCUGAUCACGAUGGCGAUACUGCAGUCGCCCCAGAAGAAGCUGACGCUCAGCGGGAUCUGCGAAUUCAUAAUGUCCAGAUUCCCCUACUACCACGACAAGUUCCCCGCCUGGCAGAACUCUAUCAGACACAAUCUGUCGUUGAACGACUGCUUCAUCAAGAUCCCCAGAGAGCCGGGUAACCCGGGGAAGGGCAACUACUGGACCCUGGACCCGUUGGCCGAGGACAUGUUCGACAACGGCAGCUUCCUGCGACGUAGGAAGAGGUACAAGAGGCCUCCGCCGCAUUACGUCUUGCGGGACAGGGCUAUAAUGGCGACCUUCGCCAUCUGCGGCGAUCGGGGACCCUGCCCGGGAAGCGGCGGCGGACACCCGGGUGCCCUGGCUUAUCCCAGUGCCGCGUACCUGUCUCCGCCGCCGGGUUUACCCCUGUUGGACUUCUCUCCCUCGACGUUGGAGGCCCUGAAGCUUGGAGGCUUCCUGGAACCACCCCCGCCGCUGUACAAACCGGUGCCCAUCACGGCCCCGCCGAUGAGGCAGCUGGACCCGACUCCCACGAGGACCACUACGAUACCCAGCAGCCAUCCUCCCGUGGAGAAGAAGAGGAACUUCAGCAUCGACGCUCUGAUCGGCAAACAGACGGCCAGUGAUCAGAACUGCGGAGGUUUGCUGGAUCUCAGCCCGUCGGAACACAGGGAGAUCAGAAGUCAGGCGUCAGCCUUCUCGCCUUUGGUCUAGGAGACCGGUCUACUCUUGAAAUCUUGCAUUCGAAAGGAUAUUUUUAUCGUUUUAUCGUUGGGGAACACAGGUGGCGGAGGAACCUGAGGUCCAGGUUCUUCGGGACGGAUGGCGACGAUUUGAAGGUUUGUUAUCAGUUGGAGUUAACAUAUCGGACUCAAACCUACCUCUUCAACAUUUACAGACUGGUUGCCACUGCAAACAGUGAUACCAUUUGAAAGUGACGAGAACGGUACUAAGGGACGAUAGAUUCGACCUUGAAGAGAAGAUUAAACACGUUGCGUGUAAAAAGACGUGGAUGGAAGUCGAGUAAUUGUAAAGAGAGAGAGAGAGAGAGAAGUGUAGUGCAAUAGUGUAGUGCUUUGUUUAUCGUAUCGAAAGCACCGAUUUCGCUCUAACGAACGAUCACUUAGCGUACAUACGUCCCUGAAGCUCGAUCCUCGAGGAUCGACGUUUCCGACCCUGCUCUUUAUUUUUGUCCGUUCUGCUGUUAGCCGAAGAAGUAGCUUGUGCGUGUUGGCUCGUUUGUAAACGAUCGAUUAAUAUCGGCACUGUAAAUACACACACAGACACACACGUACACGUACACAGACACACAUACACACUCCCGAACAAAUCUUUGCUCAGCUUUCUAUUGUUCGACAGGGUGAGAGAGUGGGAGAGAAUGGCGGAGCGACAGAGAGAGAAAGGGGAUGUGUCGUUUCACGUGAAAACGCGAUGCUCGAUCGAAAAAGGUCGCGUUUCUCGAUCGGGUACACGGUUUCCGGUGUACAUAGUGCAAUGCUUAUCGAAGAACGACCUAACAUUCGAGUUCCCGACGUACCUCGUCGUUUGUCUGCGUCGAUGCAACACACGGUUUCUUGGAAAUCCUCCUUAUCGUUUUGUUUUCUUUCUAAAUUGCGCUCUUCGCUAUGCAAACGGUGCAGAGGGAUUUGCUUUGUUUCGUAUUGCCUUUCCGUUACGAAACGGUCUUGUAAUUAGAGAUAGGAGCAAAUCUGAACGUUCUAUGCUUCGGGACUCUCACAUGUAGGGUCUCUGGGUUUUAGAACUCUUUCAGAUCACAGAACUCCUGGAGUAUACUCAUAGAAUUAUUUUAUUGUGGGUUCUUAGGAUUUCUAGAUCCUAGUGUCCCAUUCUCAAACUCUAGGGACCCUAGAUUCUAAGGUUCCUAUAGGGAAUUUACACUUAUUUGCAAAAUCACAAAGUCGAUUGCGAAGUCCAAUAUUCGGUUCGGAUUCCUGUUGUGUUUAUAAAAAUAACACUUGUUAUAUUGCCGUAAACGGAGCUGUAAUUGGUAAUAGACUAGACUUUCGUUAUAUUGCCAUAAAUAAGGGUGGAAAAUUAUAUUGCCAGUGGAUCUGCAGGAGUGGAACAUUCUUUGAGUUGACAAUAAAAUUCUCUCAUUAUAUUGCCACAGACAAACUUGAAAGGUUCUAGUAAUUGGUUGUACAUUAUACUCUCAUUAUAUCGCCAUACAUAAACCUGAAAAGUCCUUAUAAUUGGUAAUACAUUAGACUCUCAUUAUAUCGCCACUAUGACGUUAUAAUGAAGGAUUGGCAAUAUAACAAGAGUCUACUAUUUCAGAUCUGUUUAUAUUGCAAUUAAGAAAUGGAAGAUGAGAGAUCUUAAAAUUGAGACGUUUUAAUAAGAAAAAUAUUUCAUAUUUUGA